UCGGAGAGGGGGUAGUUGCCUUUCCCUGUCCCAGGAGGCAGGAGGCGGUCUCAGUGCCGCACCCGGGACGGUGCAGAGACACAGGCACAGGCAGAGACACGGGCUCGGGGCUGUUCCGGAGCCCUGGGAGGGGGUGAGUAUGAGCGGCUCCGAGCGGCAGGCGGGCGGACAGAGAGGCUCCAGCCGCCGGGGUAGCAGCACCAGCAGCGGGGGAGCUGCAGACGGUCCCGGGGAUGAAGCCCGCUCUGUGUCCGCCGGCAGCUACUGGCAGGACUCCCUGGCGAUCGACAUGAGCCGCAGCGCGGUGCCUGCUCCCCGGGUCCGCAGGGCACUCCGAGCUGUCUAUGUGAUCAAUGAGACAGCGAGCCCGCAGUGCCAGGACAACCUGUCCCUCAGGUGUCUGCAGGAAGCUUGUGAAGAUGCCCACGCUGUAGUGGAGACCGUACCCUUUGGCAGGCUGGUGCUGGGCGAGACUGGCACCUUGGACUGUUUCUAUAAUGCAGAUAUCGCAGUGGUGGAGAUGUCUGACCCUUACUGUCAACCUUCACUCUUUUAUCAUCUUGGGGUACGGGAGAGUUUCAGCAUGAUGAACAACGUGGUCCUUUGCUGUGACAGCAACCUUACAUCACUGCAGUCACUACAGGAUAUCAUUUGUCAGAGAAAUAUGGGGUGUUAUGGGAACUACAUCUUCAUUCCAUACAUCGUGACGCCCAGUGGUAAGGUCUUCUGCUGCGAAGCCAGUAUGAUGAAGUGUCUGACCGAAAUGUUCCAACCGCACUUUAACCUGGAACCUCUCCUCAUGCCCUUGGUCGAUCGCCUGACUAAACUACUGGAGGAGACCCAGAUCAACUCUUGUGAAGGCAUUUUACUUUUGCAAUUUUGCAGUGAAUAUUUUCGGGAAAGCAUUCAGAGUGAAAUCCGCAAAGCGAGGGAGACCUACCGUGGACAAGAGCUACGAGAUGCACUCGCACGCAUCCAACAGCGUCUGGACAGUGUGGAGCUUCUAAGCGCUGAUGUUGUAAUGAACUUACUGCUGUCAUACCGUGAUGUACAGGAUCUCGAUGCAACUAUCAAGCUAGUGGAAACUCUGCAGAAGCUGCCGACGUGUAAUGUGGCGGAACUCCCGAAUAUCAAGUUUCAUUACUGUUUUGCAUUAAACAGGAGGAACCAACCUGGAGAUCGGGAGAGAGCCCUGUCGGUGAUCCUGCCAGUGGUGGAGACUGGGAAGCAGAUCUCAUCUGACCUUUACUGCCUGUGUGGGCGCAUAUAUAAGGAUAUGUUCAUCAACUCCGACUUCACGGACUAUGAGAGUCGAGACAAGUCUUGUUACUGGUAUGGGAUGGCCUUUGAGCAUGAGCCCACGCUGCACUCGGGGAUUAAUGUUGCUGUGUUCCUCAUGGCUGCCGGACAUCAAUUUGACACCUCACCUGAGCUUCGGAAGAUAGGUAUGAAGUUGAGCAGCUUGCUGGGACGCAAGGGAAGUCUGGAGAAGAUGCAGUUCUACUGGGACGUGGGGUUUUUCUUGGGCGCCAGCAUCUUAUUCAAUGACCAGACGAAGAUCAUUCAGUCCUCAGAGAAGCUAUACAGACUGAACGCACCUGUCUGGUACCUGGCAUCAGCAAUGGAGACCUACUUACUCUACAGACGCUUCAAGACAGACUCCAACGAGCAGCCUUUGGCCAAGCAGGACCUGGUAGACUUCUGGAUGGAAUUCUUAUUGUCAAUCUGCAGGAACAAACCGCCUGCAGACAAAUUUCUGGUCCUCAUCCUGGAGCCAACAAAGAUCUUCCAGCCCACACACCUGACCGUGAGCAGCACUGGCAAGGACAAGGCUGUGAGCAUGUGUCAUGUCUCACCCACUGAAGAGAAUGGAAUCCACACAUGGACAUUCAGUGCAGCCUCCAUCCGUGGUGUCAGUGUCUCAAAGUGUAACGAGCGAUGCUGCUUCCUCUAUGUACUGCACAACUUUGAUGACUUCCAGCUGUACUUCCCAACAGAACUGCAUUGUAAGAGGUUCUGUGAGCUACUGAAUUCUUUCACUGAGGAAUCCCAGUUGCAAGUUGAUGAUGCACUGAGAGUGACAGAGGAGCUGUUGGAGUACAAGUAUGAAUACACUGAAAGCGGAGAAAGGCUGAUUCUGGGGAAGGGAACAUAUGGGAUUGUGUAUGCUGGACGGGACAUGAACAAUCAAGUCCGCAUUGCCAUCAAAGAGAUUCCAGAAAGGGACAACAGGUACUCUCAGCCUCUUCAUGAAGAAAUUGCUCUCCAUAAGCACUUGAAACACCGGAAUAUUGUCCAAUAUUUGGGAUCGGUUAGUCAGGAUGGAUACAUCAAAAUCUUCAUGGAGGAGGUCCCAGGAGGAAGCCUGUCUGCACUGCUGUGCUCCAAGUGGGGUCCACUCAAGGACAACGAAGCCACCAUCAUUUUCUACACGCGACAGAUCCUGGAAGGCCUUAAAUACCUGCACGACAAUCAGAUUGUGCACAGGGACAUUAAGGGAGACAACGUGUUGAUAAACACGUACAGCGGAUUGCUGAAAAUCUCAGAUUUUGGGACGUCGAAGAGGCUGGCAGGAAUCAAUCCGUGCACGGAAACAUUCACAGGUACCCUUCAGUACAUGGCCCCUGAGAUCAUCGACAAGGGUCCUAGAGGUUAUGGCAAGCCUGCAGAUAUCUGGUCCUUGGCCUGUACCGUAAUUGAAAUGGCCACAGGGAAGCCUCCCUUCUUUGAACUGGGGGAGCCCCAGGCUGCGAUGUUUAAGGUGGGAAUGUUUAAAAUCCAUCCGGAAAUCCCAGAGUCCAUGUCCCCGGAGGCGAAGGCUUUCCUCCUUCGUGGCUUUGAACCCAAUCCGGAUAAACGGGCCACGGCCGCGGAGCUCCUCAAGGACCCGUUCCUGUGUCGGAAGAAAACGAAACCCGCUCCAAAGCCAGGUGAAUUUUAUCACAGUCUCUCGGUCCCUGCGUUGGGACACCUGAAGGAUGGAGGUGAGAGCAGGCAGCCCUUGGAUUUUAAACUCAGCAGCCCCUUCCUGAGUCGAAGCUGCUCGAUCCCAGGUCUCUCGGCUAAAAGCAGCUCACCAAAACAGGAGUUUCUCAGUGUGCUUGAGGAACAAGUGGAUGACUUCAGUGCCCCAUCCUCUCCGGAAGAAAACGCUGGAUUGUUUCUCCUGAAGAAAGACAGUGAGCGCAGGGAUGCAUUGUUCAAAAUCCUGACUGAGGACUGCGAAACGGUGGUCCAGAACGUUCUAGAAGCCCAGGCGCAGAAUCCUGACUCCAGGUUAACUUCUGAACACACCCGGCAACUCAUCACCUGUCUGAAGGAUUAUAUACGAACUCCAGACCACAAACUGAUUGUCAAGGUCUUGUUGAACCUGCAGACAAAGCUUCACUUUGACAAAGCAGUGCUCAACGAAAUCCAGAUCAUCAUCUUCAGCUUCCAAGAUGCUGUGAUAAAACUCCUUCGUCGUAACCAGAUUAAACCUCAUUGGAUGUUUGCCCUGGACAACAUCAUUCGCAAGGCCAUGCAGGUAGCCUUCAGCAUCCUCAUUCCAGAACCAAAGCACCAGAUUCAGCGCUCCUUUGAUCAAGAGGCAGAUGAGCACUGCACAGACAAUGUUCCGGGGAAGUGGAGCGGGAGUGAAUCCGACGUGAGGGAACGGGAAGUUCUGGAGCUGCAGAUGGAUGGAGCUGGAACCUCGGGUGUGAGCACGCUCAGUCGCUCCAUGUCCCAUGAUUCCCAGCAAAACACCUGCCCCCUGAUUGUGCAACUCAGCCAACUGAGGGCAGAAUCAAACCGCCUCCUGGAAGACCUUGCAGAGAAAGAGAGGGAGUUCCAGCAACUUCUACAACUAACCCUACACCAGAAAGACCACAGCCUGAAGUCACUACGAAAGAGAUCAGGAUCCUCAGAUGUCUACUCAGGCGCUCUUUGUGACUUCCGAUCAGCUACUGCAGACUCUGAAACCGAGGAACUUUCACGGUGGCUGGUAACAACUCAAGUUGAUCAACGAACAAUUGACCAGAUUGUGGCCAAUGGGUACACGCUGCAAGAUCUUUUGACUGAUGCCACAAGAGAUGAUUUGAAAUACGCCCAGAUCAGGGGUGGAAUGCUGUGCAGACUCUGGGCUGCAAUCUGCGCCCACAGGAAGAUGAACGGCAAGAUGUAGGCACUGGCCAACCCACUGCUCAGUUUCCGAGACAAGACUUGGCUUCAGCCCGGAGCUACACUAACUACCACGAUCCACGAACUGAUAGAGACACCGGCGACAGGUUCAUCCCGAGGGUGAGAGGGCCGAGUUGGGUGCUGCAGUGUCUCCCACUGCUAGAAGUGUUACAGCUGUCUGUGCCACAAGUUUAAUCUCAGAGCUGCACCCAUUGCAGAUUGAUUUAACCCACUGUGCAACAUCUCAUAGCUGGAAACAUUGUAAUGUUCAUACCUCGUGCUGGUUCGAUGACUGGGCUGUGUGUGUAUGAUCGUGCAAUUGUUUACAUUACACAUAACCAGCAGGACCCACAGCUUCUGAUGUUGUAGGAGAAUGUGUGGAAGACAAUAUAGGUAAUAAGUGUUCUCUGUAGGUGAUCUAAAUUCCUGAAAAGUACUCAAUUUCCCACUAGGAUUACAGACUGUCUCACUUCAACUCAUUAAUUGCUCUCCCCCUGAAUGGCCUCAUUUUAAUAUGGCGAUUAUCCUGCCUUGCCAUGUAUUCCCUCAGCAGAGAGAGGAGAUUCACUUUAUCCAUCCUAUCAAAUCCUUUCACCACUUGAGUCUUGCAGUCAGAUCACACCUCUUACUUAUACUUGCAAAGUUAUAUGGUCUACAUCUAAGCAAUGGGUCCUCACAGUUGAACUUUUAUGAACCAGCAUCAUUCUGAUGAAUUCAGGACCUAUUUAGUGAGACUCCCAGAUUUGAAUGCGGUCUGUCCCAGGCUACAUCCAACUGAAGCCUCUUUGUAUUUUGGCCUAAUUGCGAGAGAGGGGUUCAGUUCCCUUUUCAAUGCUUUCCAAUCCCAUCCACUAACUUAUCGAGGUUUAUCUUUCCAGAUAAGAAUCCUUUUUCUCCUCUAAUCAUUUCAAUGGGUUCAAAAUCCAUCACAUUUGCCAUCAGCCUUCCCACAAUUCCUUCUGUGAAGGAUUUUAAUUUUCCCUGCAUUUUCUUCUGAACAGUGCAUUGUAAAUGUCAGCAGUAGCUUGUGCCCUUGUCCCGUGACAGUGAGAGAAUAGGCCAGGCACAGUCAAUCCUUCCAGCAAGUCUUCCUUUCAGUGACACUGACCUGCCACCACCCACACGGUUGACACUUGGAGAGGAUCUUGUUUCGAUCCGCUGCCAAUCUGCCCAGGAGCUGCGUAGCAAGAUCCUCAAACUGGAGGUAGCUGACCGGUUGAGCUGCUUUAUUAAUGUUGGUGGAAGAAUGACUUUUGGCCAAGUCAUUAAAAACUGAAAAUGUGUUGCUGGAAAAGCGCAGCAGGUCAGGCAGCAUCCAAGGAGCAGGAGAAUCGACAUUUCGGGCAUGAGUCCUUCAUCAGGAAUGAGGAAAGUGUGCCAAGCAGGCUAAGUCAUUAAAAAGACAAACUCAUUCUUUAGCCUAGUAUCCUGACUCAUUACAUCGCGUAGAAUGGGCUUCUGUUCCACUGGUGUUUAAAACAGCACGGUAAUCGCCAUAUCUGACUGGAGCCAUCAGCUGCUCUGCCAUGAAAGAGAGGUGGUUUAACCUGAGGGUCAUCACACCUCAGACAACGGGGAGAGGGUAAGAAGGAGUGCCCUUCCUGGUUACCUCAGCCAGUGCAGGAAUUGAACCCAUGCUGUUGGCGCCAUCCUACUUCAUAAUGUGGUGUGACUUGAUUGAAGCAGAAUCAUAGAAUUGUUACAGCAGCGAAGGAGGCCAUUUAGCCCAGGAUGUCAGCGUUGUCUCUCUGAAUGAACAAUGCCACCCCCAGCCUACACCCUCUGAUUCUGCAAACUGUUGCUUUUCAGGUAACAAUUCACUUAAAUCUUGGACACCUUGAUCGAAGCUCCCCCCACCCUCCCUCCCUCCCUCAGACAGCCCUUCCACGUCACAGUCACUCGCUGCAUUAGAACAUUUCUCUUGUGUGUCCUUUUCAUUUUCCUGUUGCCUUAAAUCCGUGCCCUCUGCUUUUCGGUCAUUCCAAUACAAUGGGAACACAUUUGUCCCAAUCUACUCUGUUCUCAUCCUUUUGAGUAGCUCUUUCAAAUCUUCUCCAUGAAAGCAGUCCCAAAUUGGCAAAUUUAAAAUUUGUAAAGUUUGUUAAGGCGUUGACAGGUGAAUACUGAAAGAUUGUUCACCCUGACUGCAGUGUCCUCACUGGAGACAAGGAAGGCCGACUGCUGGGGUCUGAGAUCAGAAAGGUUGUCACUCCAAGAGUUGUGAAUUAUUGAACUCCCUACCAGGGGAAUCUGGAAGGUUAUGCUGAGAUCAAUCCAUUUUUAGACACUGGGGAAUAUGGAGAUACUGCUGGAAAGUGGCAUUGACAUUGGAGUUCAACAUGAUCUUGUUGAAUGGCAGAGAAAGCUUCAAUGGUCAAUUCGCCAGUUCUGAAGAAAGGUCAAUGGACCCAAAACAUUGGCUGUGCUUUCUGUCCACAGACCUGCUGAGUUUCUCCUGCUAUUUCUGGUUUUGUGUCACUUGGCCUAUCCCGGCUUCUACUUCUUAUCCAAUCCAACCCUCUGAGAAACACGCACCUUUCAGUAUUGGAAACAGUGACACUUUGCAGCCCUCAGUUUGGAUCGUCUAGUCUCAGCUAUGGUUCAGUGGUAGCACUCUUGCCUAAAUCUAAAGGCAGGGGUUCAAGCCCCACACCAGAAACUCGUGGACAAAACCCAACCUGAAGCUCCCGGUACAGUACUGAAGGAGCACUGCACUGACGGAAUUGCCAUCUUUUUGAUGGGCUGUUAAACCUAAACCAUGUUGAUCCUCUCUCAUGAAUGUGAAAAGGACCAUGAAACUAUUUUGUAGAAUGCUAGGGACUUUCCCCAUAGUCUUGGUCAAACAAAAUCACUAAGUCUGUUUAAUUAACUAUUUACUUAUUGCUGUUUUUGGAAUCCUGUUGCAAAGUUGGCUGCCAUCUUCCUGACACUACAUCAGUAACUACAAUUCCAAAAAUAACUUCAUUGCCUGUAAAUAUGUUUGGGAUGUCUGGUGGCUGUGAAAGACACUAUAAAAUGCAAGAUUUACUUUAUUUGCAUUAAUAACAGCUCUUCACAAAAAUGUAUUGAAUUGUCUAUGGGACUUCUUGAGAUCAUGAAAUGAAAGGCUAUGAGGUGUCCUUCCCUGUACAGAAGAAAUGCUGUUGUAAUAACAUUUCCUUUGUAACAUGUAAAAACUCAAAAUUUAUCUUCCAUUGGAAUAUUUUGUUUAAUAAAAUGUAUUUUUCUUAACUCCA
Messenger RNA from Hemiscyllium ocellatum (epaulette shark), 7397 nucleotides. RefSeq names its product mitogen-activated protein kinase kinase kinase 5-like. Bases 140 to 4165 code for a protein of 1341 amino acids. The transcript has 29 exons. Gene Ontology annotation, molecular function: ATP binding; MAP kinase kinase kinase activity. The record is from RefSeq and is a predicted model, not a curated record. NCBI's taxonomy places the organism in Eukaryota, Metazoa, Chordata, Chondrichthyes, Orectolobiformes, Hemiscylliidae. Gene Ontology annotation, biological process: protein phosphorylation; cellular response to stress; MAPK cascade.